Molecule: messenger RNA, 4359 nt
Organism: Fusarium vanettenii 77-13-4
Lineage: Eukaryota; Fungi; Ascomycota; Sordariomycetes; Hypocreales; Nectriaceae
Exons: 6
Coding region: 1-4359 (1452 amino acids)
Biological process (GO): siRNA processing
Cellular component (GO): nucleus; RISC complex; cytoplasm
Molecular function (GO): DNA binding; RNA binding; ATP binding
Source: RefSeq, a predicted model, not a curated record
AUGAUAUCUAUCGACUUUGAAAAGAAGCGCCAGGACUCUGCUGCCCUGAAAGAGUGGGUGAGCAAGAACCAGCGCGAGGUCACCAGAUCAUCUGCUGCUGCUCUCAACGACCCCAAUUUUCAGUCGGUCGCGCAUCUCAUCAAGACGAGCGAGAGCAGAAAGAUCAUCGCUACACCUCGAGAGUAUCAGAUUGAGCUCUUUGAGCGGGCCAAGCAGAAGAAUACCAUCGUGGUUCUGCCCACUGGUACCGGCAAAACACUCAUCGCGGCGUUGCUUCUUCGACAUUACCUCGAGCAAGAAAUGGAAGAUCGAGCUAUUGGAAAGCCAAAGAAAGUUGCCUUCUUCCUGGUCGAAAAGGUUGCCCUCUGCUACCAACAAUAUGCCGUCCUCAACUGCAACCUCGGCGAGCACCCUAUCACCAAGUUCUGGGGCAACAUGAAAGGCAUGGUGAGGAAGAAGCAGUACUGGGAUCAACAGUUUAGUGAGAACAUGGUUGUUGUCUGUACGGCCCAGAUCUUGGUGGACUGCCUUAAUGAUGGGUUCAUCAAGAUGUCGCAGAUCAACCUCCUCAUCUUUGACGAGGCGCAUCACGCCAAAAAGGAUCACCCCUAUGCCCGCAUCAUGAGAAAUCACUACAUCCGCUACCAGGGAGAGCGACCACGGAUUCUCGGCAUGACAGCUUCGCCCGUCGACUCGCAGACAAAGGACGUGAAAGCAGCUGCCCUCGAGCUGGAAACCUUUCUUUGCAGCGAGAUUGCUACUGUUUCCAACGAAUUUCCAGAAGACGCAAAGACGCAACUAUGGGACUUGAUAUGGGCCCAAGUCCUUCGUAAUUCACAGUUCAAGGCAUCACUCGAAUUCACCAAGGAAGCUGCAUCAACACUUGGCAGCUGGUGUGCUGAUCGAUACUGGAUCCUCCUUCUCACCGACAAUGAGACCAAGCGGCUUGUGGCCAGGACUGAUCGCGACUUUUCUAGGGACUUUGCGACAAACCAGGCAGACCACGCGACAGAAGCUGUUCGACGUGUCCGAGACAUUGUCAAGAAGCGUGAACUCCCCCCGAUUGAGCCAUCUUCGCCUGAGCUAUCUCCCAAGAUGAAGAAGCUACACGAAAUUUUGUUGCAUGCCUUCACGCGAGACAGCACCAAAAGGUGCAUUGUGUUUGUCGAGAAGAGACACACGGCUUGGCUUCUUUCGGACCUGUAUCAGCAGCAAGGAAUGAGGAUUCCAGGAAUGGUCGCCUACUACAUGAUUGGUUCCCAAUCAGCUUCAUCAACCCACAGCAACAUGUCACAUCGCGAUCAAGUCGUGACUCUCCAAAAGUUCAAGCGAGGCAGCAUCAACUGCCUCUUUGCGACCACUGUCGCUGAGGAGGGCAUCGACGUUCCGGACUGCGAUCUCGUGAUCCGCUUCGACCUCUACAACUCGGUCAUCCAGUAUCUACAGUCCAAAGGGCGGGCAAGACAGUCAAACUCGAGAUACAUUACCAUGCUAGAGGAAGGCAAUAUGGGACAGCUCAGAAGCCUGAAGCAGGCAGAGAGAGACUCUACAGCCCUACAAAAGUUCUGUUUAUCCCUUCCGGCCGACAGGAAACUGGAAGACGAUGUAGUGGACGCCGUUCAAGAUGAACUGUUGGUCCAGAAAGUGUACGAGAUACCUUCGACCGGUGCUCGACUCACCUUUGCACACAGCAUGGACGUCCUUUCCAAGUAUGCUGCAUCUAUUACUCCAGGAGUCUCCUCCAAGGUCGAAUUCACAGUCACCAAGCUUGGCCCAAAGUUCAUCGCCGAUGUCAUCCUCCCAGACGCCUCGCCCCUCAAGGCAAUGUCGGGGUUUCCGCAGCGAAGCAAGCUAUUGGCUAAAUACUCUGCAGCCUUUGAGGCUUGUGUGAAGCUGAUCAAGGACAAGCACAUUGACGGACAUCUUCAACCCACUCUAAGCAAGACGAUUCCCAGGAUGCGGAAUGCUCGACUUGCUGUGAGCUCCAACAAGAAGGCCGAAUACCCCAUGCGACUUAGACCCGAUGUCUGGAAGUCGCUUGGGGAUUGCAAGGAGCUCUUUUCGACUAUCAUUACGCUUGACAAUCCAGGGGCUCUUGGAGAAGACCUGCUUAGUCGACCUCUGAUGCUUCUUUCGCGAAACAAACUUCCGGAUCUCCCUGGAGUACCCUUAUUCUUUGGGAAUGGGCGCUCGUCUGUGGCCAAACUGACAGUUUCCGAAGAAUCUCUGAAGCUAACUAGCGAGGAGAUUGACGCCCUCACCAGAUUCACCCUCAAGCUCUUUUCUGACGUGUUUAGUAAAGAAUUUGAUGCUAGCGCCGAUCGGCUUCCUUACUUUCUGGCUCCUUGCAAAGAUGGUCACAGCUCGGUUUCCCAAGCGGUUGACUGGAGUAUUGUCGAGGCCACCAAGAACGACAGCCUCCCUUGGGAAAAUGCCCCGAAAGAGUUCUUUGUAAACAAGUUUGUCACCGACCCCUACGACGGAGGACGCAAGCUUGUCAUCAAAGGCAUUGAUGAGUCGAAGAAGCCUUCUGAUCCCACGCCCGAAGGGGUCCCAGAGUCGAGAAGCCGAGCCUAUCGUCAGGUGGAACCUACCAUCAAGGAGUACAGCAACAGUCUCUACUACAACACUCGUCUCAAGGUUAAAUGGAGAGAGGAUCAACCUGUUGUCAAGGCACAGAUGUUGUCGCUCCGACGCAACUAUUUGGACGAGUUCCAAGUCGAUGAGGAGGUCAAUAAUGAUUGCUUUGUGAUCUUGGAGCCUCUUAGAGUCUCGCCAAUUCCUCUCGAUGUGGCCUUUAUGGUCAUGGCGUUUCCAGCCAUCAUCCAUCGCAUCGAUGCUGCCCUCAUCACCCUUGAUGCUUGCGCCAUGCUGGAUCUCCCUAUUCCACCUGUCUUGGCUCUCGAGGCUAUGACAAAGGACAGCGACAAUUCUGGAGAGCAUGAUGAAGAGCAGGUCAACUUCCAGCCUGGCAUGGGCAGCAACUACGAGCGACUAGAAUUCCUAGGCGACUCAUUUUUGAAGAUGGCCACAACUAUUUCUCUCUUUACUCUUAUUCCUGAGAGCGACGAGUGUGGAUAUCACGUUGAGCGCAUGAUUCUCAUCUGCAACCAGAAUCUCUUCAAUCACGCUGUUGAUCGCAAGCUCCACGAGUACAUCCGAUCCAAGGCGUUUGACCGACGUUCGUGGUACCCUGACCUUCCACUGAAGAAGGGAAAGGCACCAAAGACGGAGAUGCGACACAACCUAGCCGACAAGUCCAUUGCCGACGUUUGCGAGGCCCUCAUCGGAGCUGCCUACCUGUCUGGCAAAGGGGGUAGCAUGGACCUGGCUGUCAAGGCCGUCACGCGUAUGGUCAAGAGCAAGAAUCACAAGAUGGAGAAAUUUGAGGAUUACUUUGCCGCCUUCAAGAUGCCAGCCUGGCAACAAGCCGAAGCCAACGUCAAUCAACGCCGUCUCGUCGACUGUGUAGCUGAUGCUGUUGGAUACCGCUUCAAAUGGCCUGCACUUCUCCGGAGCGCAUUCAAGCAUCCUUCUUGGCCUUAUGAUCCAGUGCCAAACUACCAACGCCUCGAGUUUCUAGGCGAUGCCCUGCUGGACAUGGCCAUUGUCGACAACUUGUUCCAGCGGUUUCCUCAGGCUGAUCCUCAAUGGCUGACUGAGCACAAAAUGGCCAUGGCCUCGAACCAGUUCCUUGGGUGUCUCUGCGUGAAGCUCGAUCUUCACAAACACCUUACCUCUACUACAUCCUCGUUGAUCGGGCAAAUAAGUUCGUAUGCGAGUGAGCUUGAGCUGGCCGAAGAAGACGCGCGUCAAGAAGCCAAGGCGAAUAAGACUGCCAUGCGCAAAGAUUUCUGGCUCAGGGCAUCUGCGCCGCCCAAAGCCUUUGCGGAUGUCAUGGAGGCUCUCGUAGGCGCCAUGUUUGUCGACGCCAAGUACGACUACACGGUUGUCCGCAACUUCUUUACACGCUUCAUCGAACCGUACUUUGAGGACAUGGCACUAUAUGAUUCGUUUGCUAACAAGCAUCCUGUCACGUAUCUGUCCAAGAAGAUGCAGCAAGAUCUAGGCUGCACCAACUGGCGUGUCAGCGCAGAGAACGUACCCUGCGGUGUGGAGGAGGGUAUCGCUGCCCUAACAGAGAGUGACGUGGUGGCUGUCUUUAUGGUACACCAGAAGGUCGUUGCCAAUGCUACGGCCAAGAGUGGACGUUACGCCAAGAUUGCUGUGGCGAAGCGGGCUCUCGCGAUGCUUGAUGAGCAUGAGGGAGACUUUGAAACGAUGAAGCGGGCUCUGGGAUGCGAUUGUAAGCCUGGGGCUGUGCAAGAUGAUGUUAAUGAUCAUGGAACAGCAAUCUAG